Neospora caninum is the source of this 4140-nucleotide messenger RNA. RefSeq lists its product as hypothetical. The record is from RefSeq and is a predicted model, not a curated record. NCBI's taxonomy places the organism in Eukaryota, Apicomplexa, Conoidasida, Eucoccidiorida, Sarcocystidae. The transcript has a single exon. Bases 1 to 4140 code for a protein of 1379 amino acids.
AUGUGCACAGAGUUGCAAUUAAGCGCUGCAGAACAACGCAUUGACGACUUGAAAAUCUAUGCUGCGUCACUCCCGACGCACGGUGACUUGCAGUCGACGUUGGCGUAUACGGAUCGAAGCGCCCAGGAAGUACGGUCCACGUUGCUCGAAGCUUGCGGCAAGCUGCAGAACGAAUGUGAAAGCCGCGCCAGCCUGGAACGGCGUAUUAAAAAAUGUGAGGAGACCGUAAAGAAAAGAGAGGAUGCUUUGACCCGUGUCAUUCACAAUCAAAAUAGCAAGUUAGACAAUGCCAUACAGAAACAGUGGCAGGCUAUCAAGAACCUGGAAGAGCUUGUUCGCAGCGUGCAAAAUGAGAGCGGAGUGCAUCCCUCUUGCGGCGACAGGACAAACACUUUUUUAAUCUCCUGCUCCCCUGUCGUACUUAGACCAACGCUGACGUCACCAGCUCAGAAGCACGCAGCCCCCCCGGGUAAUCGACACUUGGAAUCAAAUCCUCCCGCAGUAGACGCUAGCCGAGAAGGCAGUUGCACUCCACCUUUACCUGUCUCGCCUGCGGGGUGCCCCAAACCUCGAACAGGUGAACACGAGGCAACUGAGGCAGGUUUGGGCUUCCUGUUGAGUAAGCGAAGGCCUGGAUGUAGAGCAUUUUCAGCGUCGUGUCCCAACCUCCGCAGCUUGCACCGAAGUAGAUGCGCCCGCUCAACUUCGCCCUGUAUCGUGUUCCACGGGACCGAUUUCUGUAAUUCACCGGGAGUCAGCCUCUGCUCACGCACUUGCUGUAGGAACGAUCCGCAGGCAAAUGGGAGAGAACAUUUCCUCUGUGGUCGAGAAGCCUUACCUCCCAUGCGAGAAACUCAUCACCACGCCGUAGUGUCUACAUGUAAAAUUCGGGAAGAACACGACGAAGCCCUUCAGAAUCUUCGGCAGCGGAUCCUGAAGACUCAACAGGACGAGCUUAUUACUCAGAACGAACCUGGCGUUGACGGAAAUUCGCUGGCACACCUGAAUCAGGUCAAGUCGAUACGGAAUGGAAAAGUAGAUUCCAGCACCCUUGACGUUGCACCGAAGCAGCUGGCAGCGAAUGAUGCCAGUUUGGGUGCGCAGCAUCCGGCGGCACGCGUAAAUUCUCAGCGCAGCGCAGCUGCUGAUCGAAAAAUUGUUGGCUAUCUGAAGCAGGUGACAAAGCAUCUGGUCCCGCUACACGAGUUCGAGAAACUUGAGGCGGAAUUCGGCACCUGCACCAGAAAGCUAAGGGAAGCGAUGGCAAGGCUGGAAGAGAAGCACCUGGUUCUCUCACGAACUCUUCAGUCGAAUGUUCGUGUCCAGCUGAGCAGCAUUUCAAAAGCUCUGCAAAAAGAGUGCCUGCGUGCACACGCCGUUCCCCUGAGGUCUCUGCAACAUCAGUGUCGCACGCUAGCGUGCGAUGUGGGGGAAUUAAAGUGUAUCAUUCAGCCAUUCCCACACAGGGAGCGUCGUUCUGAAGACCACAGCCCCUUGGCCAGCAAAUCCUCACGGGACGUCGUGGCUGCCACUCAACCUGAAACCUCUGGAGUCACUACUCGUCUUCUACGGAAGACCAGCGAUGGAGUCUCCACCUGUCUCUGGUCGGUUGACUCUCCUGCGCCCUUGAGCGAGGAGGAGCGACAUGAUGUUGAACCAGGUUCCGGAAGGAACAGGACGCGCCGUCCACCAGUCAAACAACAGAACGUUUCAUCAGCGGUGUCUCGUGACAAGCAAUACCCGACUUUCCGAGGUGGAAGGCAGCUAUUAACAAGGAAAAGCCUUAUCGCCCCACGGAUUGAAGAAACUCCUGUGACCUUCCCUUGCGUCGUGCAGCAGGUGGUUCGCCUGCAGGGGCGUCUGAAAAGAACGGAAGAUCGCAUGCAUGAGCUGCAAAGGGCCCACGAAUCGUGUGUGGCUGCUCUCGAAGAGCGCAGAUCCGAAACGGCGGAACUGCAAGUUGCUCUGGAAGCCACGGGGAACAAGUUCGCCCAAGAAUUGACAGCAUGCAGGACUGAUAUCAUGCAAGCUGCGUCUUCUGACCAAGCGCGCGCUCUUCGAGGCGUGCAACAGCUUUUAGCCGAGACAAUGGGGAAAUGCUUGAGAGCACACUGCCAGAACCAGAGUGAGAUGCUGAUAAAGCUGUACAGGUUUCAAAAGGUGGCCGAGGAACGAAGUGCACGCUAUGCCCAAGAACUCAAACACGUGGAGGAAGAGCUCGCACACCUGAAGACGCUCGGUGACAGAGUGGCAAAACAGUGCGAAGAAGCCAUAGCUAAGACAGAGAGAGUAUGUGACGAAACGUUGACGCAGCAGGAGGACCGGCAGAUGACGCAGAACCAGAUGCACCGCGACCAGCAGCAGCUUCAAAGGAGCCUUCGCCAGCUAGCAGAGGAAUGCAGAGGCGACAGUCAUCACCUGAAAGCUGAGCAGAUUCACACUCGGACAGAGUUACAAGCGGCUCUUGUCGACUUCCGAAUCCUACGAGAAGAACAGCACGACCAACGAGCCCAGCUAAAGCAGCUCCACGAGCGGUGUACGGCUGUUGCUCCAUUUGAAGGCACCGUCGCGAAACUCGCCCUCGAGGUGGAAAGGUUGAAGGCGGAAAGGCAAGAGCUACGUUUUGUGGAAACACGCAGAUUGCAGGAGCGGAUAGAGUACCUGGAGCUUUCAGUCGAAGAACUGUUGAAUUUGUCACUCCCAGCACAAAGCCGACGGUCAGCGGUAGAGGCGUUGAAGGCGUACUCCGCUUUUAUAUCUUCGCCAAAUAAGGGACCACUUCCUGAGCUGUUCAAGCGUGGGCAGGUUGCCAAGAGACAGAUUUGUAAACAGCCGGAGCAGCGGCAUAGUUUGGAACAGCUGCGUGCAGCCGAAGCUUCUCGACAGGUUCUGCCUGCCACAGGUCGAGGCCAAGCCACUGCUAAUGACGCCAUUUGCUCAAAAACAGGUGUUGGGCGAUGGAUCUGGCGGUCCGGUACGCGAUGUUCUGCGCCAGAGGGAGUGCGCAACAUGUGCCUUAAGGCGCUGGCGUUUUUGAAACUGAACAGGCAGGGCACGACUGAUGGGAACCGAUCGGCUGGCGACUCCGCUUCAACUUGUACCCCCCUAUCCGGCCGCUGCCACGAUUUGAUGGUUUGUGGAAAAGGGAGUCAUGUACAUGAGUCGGAAUCGUCUGGAGCAACGGCUCGAGCACCCGUGUGCGGCGCCAACAGCGAAGAAGAUGAAGCGAGGGUCAGCUUUGUUGUUUGGAAUGGAGAAGCCAUGAAUAACUGCUUGGAGAUGUUUCACUGGCAGCAGGGAACGCAAUUCGUGGACAUCCUUUCUCCUGGACUUUACGAAGUGGUCGUGGGAAUUUUUGGGCAUGUCACGAGUUCCCAUUGGAAGUGUGAUAGCGCAACAAGCGACGAGAGCCCCCGGACGAAGGAAACAUCAUUCGUACAGCGUGAGGCCUGCGCCGCGUCAGAAGCAAGCAUCGGCGGGAGACCCGCUGACCAGAUUCCACGUGCAUUCCAUGGAGAAUCCCAGAGGCGCUGCUCAGGCGUGUUCCUUGUGAUCAACGAGACGUGUGUUAUUAAGGCUUCGGCCUCCGUUGUGGAAAUAAAUAAUUUGUGCGCCCCACAAUUCAUUGCACCGAACAUGGUUAAGGGGGGGUCACAGGCUGCAAAGCUACCUCACGGGCGACAAGCUGACGAACCCAGACGUUCCGCCUGCCUCUCGCCAAAUAAAAAUGCAUUUCUGCGAGGGAAAACACGGCUUGAUAGCUGCGAUAUAUACAGCGACUGGAGCACUUCCGCUGCUACCCGUGAAGGCGAUAGCACCGCGGUCGGGACUUGCGACGAAAACAGCAGACCUCUCGAGGGUGUCUCGUCUUCAACUGGAAGAAAAUUAGUGGGGGGACCAACUGAACCUGUGCUGGUUCCGGACGUUCUCCACACAUUUCUCUUGCUGCCAGCAAAGGCCCGUGUUGCGGUGGCGAUUGCUGACGUCCCUGUCUGUGGUCACCCAUCUGACGAGACAAGGCAAAAUUUGGAAGGAUCAUUCUUCCGGGGCGAGGCGUCACGCCAAGGCUGCUCCAGUGCUGAUUCUCGUCUGCAUCCACUGGUGAACGGUGCAGGUUUCUUAACGCUUAGGAAACUAUAA